Symbiodinium sp. CCMP2456 is the source of this 708-nucleotide messenger RNA. Lineage: Eukaryota; Dinophyceae; Suessiales; Symbiodiniaceae. The record is from the annotation of a GenBank genome assembly.
AUGGAGGGGGAGACCAAGGACAUGGAGGCCUCUGCAACGCGCGCCCGCGAUGCAAGCCUUGCAAAGCCAGAGCAGAUGCAGAUCUACACCUCUGUGCUGCACUUGCCGCCCUGCCGAUCAAAACAGUCUCUGCCGAACUACCAGAACCUCACCCCUUGCGUGAAGUCCUUCUUUUUUGCUCACACGUACCUCGUGUAUGUUUACACCUUCUACAUGUUUGUCUUUGCAUUCUACAAAGGCUACGCGCUGCAGUACCCCAAGGGCAGAGCUGCAUGGGAACUUGUGCUGAUCAUGACUCUGCCCUGCUUGCAGCACCUUCGCUUCUACUUCGGCUACUGGGGACUGGAGCUGGGGAUGGUUUACGACAUCAGCUUCUUCUUGUUGCUGUCGUCGAUCACCAUCACGGUGCUGACGUACUUCCUGUUCUUCCAGGCGUACAUCAUGCCUCUGGAAAUGAGCAUCCUCACGAUCGCCAUUGCCGCAGUAAUCGUUGAAAGCGUUUGCGGGAUCAUCAAUGUUCUGCAGACUUUGAAGCUUGCUCCGCUAACCUUCUUCCAGACGCUGCUCCUCCUGUCGGCGAUCAUCUCGGUGAUCAUGGUGACCUCGGGCUUCUUGGUGAAAGAGUUGCUGCCAAACGAGAUCACCUUCGACCACUAUUGGAUGCCUGCCGACGGGCAGCCCUACGCGGUGGCUGCGCCUUCCAGCUGA